GUGUGACUGACUGAACAUACAAAACUGUCUGUGCUCUAUCUUCUGGAUUGAAGUGUUGCACCAGACUGUAAAUAAAAGACUGACCGGGCUAUCUCCCUGAUAUCUCAUGGCCCUCCUUUGGCUUGGCCGACAAGUCGUGAGCACCAGUAACCGGGCCUGGUUCCUAUUGAGUCGGCCGCUGUCCUGCAGCAGUGACCUCCAGCAGAGCCGAACCAGCUCCUGGGAGCAGCCUGUCGAGCUGCCUGAGGGUCCGGUGUUCUCGCGCUCAUCCAUUGGAACGUUUUUUCAGGACAAGCCUCUCCUGAAGAACCCCUUCUUGGAAGAUGCCUUACUGCGGACUUACCUGCGGCGACAUUUACCUUUACGAGACGUGGAGGAGGACUUGACUAGAUUUGGGGAGCGCCUGGUGCAGGAGAUCGAUGCUCUGGGUCUGGAGUGUGAGGAGAACCCUCCGCGUCUGAAGCACUUUGAUGCCUGGGGUCGCCGGGUGGACCACAUCCUCACAUGUCCAGCCUGGACCCGCAUGAAGGAGAUCUCCGCCGAGGAGGGCCUGGUCGCCGCCGGCUACGAGAGAUGCUAUGGAGAGUGGAGCCGGGUGUACCAGAUGGCUAAGAUCUUCCUCUACGCUCCCUCAGCUGGUCUGUACACCUGCCCUCUGGCCAUGACCGAUGGAGCAGCCAAAGUCAUCGAGUCAUUAGGUGGGGCCUCGUCAGUGGAGGAGGCCUUUCGGAGAUUGACUUCUCGUGACCCCAAGCGUUUUUGGACCUCGGGUCAGUGGAUGACCGAGCGCAAGGGGGGUUCUGAUGUCGCUAGUGGGACAGAGACCGUGGCCUGGCCACAAGCUGAUGGGACUUAUAAGCUGCGAGGCUUCAAGUGGUUCACAUCUGCCACUGAUGCAGAUAUGACUCUUACACUAGCCCGGAUACCCGACAAAGAUGGACAAGCUAAACAGGGCAGCGGUGGGCUGUCUCUGUUUUACGCGGAGGUGCGGGACGGACAGGGGAUCCUGAACGGCAUCGAAGUCCAGCGGCUGAAAGAGAAGCUGGGCACGCGACAGAUGCCCACGGCGGAGCUCCUGCUGCACGGCCUCCCAGCACACCUGAUUUCAGUGGAAGGGAGAGGGGUGGCUUCCAUUGCUAACAUGCUAACCCUCACGCGGAUCCACAACACUGUAUCUGCUGUGGCCUCAAUGAGACGGGUAAUUCAAAUGAGCCGAGAGUAUGCUACCAAACGGUUUGUUUUUGGAAAGUUCUUGAAGGACCAUCCUUUGCAUGUGCAAACUAUGGCAAGGAUGGAGGUGGAGACGCGCGCGGCGUUCCUGCUCAUGAUGGAGGUGUGCCGCCUGCUGGGGAGGGAGGAGAGUGCCAAGGCCUCCGACAUGGAUCUCCAUCUGCUCCGGCUGCUUACCACCGUGGCCAAGCUCUACACGGGGAAACAGGCUGUGGCUGUAGUCUCUGAGGGUUUGGAGUGCUUUGGGGGUCAAGGCUACAUUGAAGACACAGGAUUACCCAGAAUGCUAAGGGAUGCACAGGUCUUGAGCAUUUGGGAGGGGACGACUAACAUUCUGGCCCUGGAUGUGCUGCGCUGCAUCUCCAAAAGCUCGGGGCAGGUUUUGGACUCGUUUUUCGCUGACGUGAAGAUGAAGACCUUAGCUGUAGAAGCUGGUCAUACCCUCCAGCCUGCUGUAGGGGCCGUGAACAGCGCCCUCUCCAGGCUGGGGGAGUUCAUGCGCUCAGCUGUACUAAGACCACCUGGCAUCAUGGAGAUGGCAGCUCGAGAUCUGGCCUACACCUUGGCACGCGUCUAUAUGGGUGCACUGCUUGUAGACCAUGCCAACUGGGAUGGAGCAUCUCGGGCUGAUGUUUAUGCUGCCCUGAGAUGGUGUGAACAGGAUCUGUGCCCAGUAGUUACAAAGGAUGUCGGAGGCAACUACGACUCCAAGACUGGAGAAAUGGACUCAGCCCUGGUCUAUGAGGGCAGCAGCCUGGAAGAAUGAGGACAUGUUGACUUGCUGAGCUUGGUGAUGUGGAGUGAAGUGCUCUUAUCUGGAUGGAAUUUUCAAUCUGCAACUUUGGAAUGUGCCUUUUAAAAAAACCUCAAGAAGUGCCUAAGGAAUUCUAGUUGCCAUUUCCCCAGCAAUGGCUUUUUGUGGCUGAAAUGCCCUUAACACGUUUUCUUUCUGUGUAGAUGUAGAAUUGAGGAACUCUGAUCACACAACUAAUGGAUUUGGUCAUGUAUUGUAUUGUCAUUUUAAUGUUUGUUUGUUUGUUUGUUUGUUUUCAAAUUGUAAAUAUUGAAUAUAAACCAUUGUACUUUAUUUUAUCAUAUGAGUAAAGUAUGUAUUGUUCAAAUCUUGAUAAUAAACUAAU
Molecule: messenger RNA, 2369 nt
Organism: Alosa alosa (allis shad)
Lineage: Eukaryota; Metazoa; Chordata; Actinopteri; Clupeiformes; Clupeidae
Product: acyl-CoA dehydrogenase family member 11-like
Exons: 15
Coding region: 107-1996 (629 amino acids)
Molecular function (GO): acyl-CoA dehydrogenase activity
Source: RefSeq, a predicted model, not a curated record